GGAUACACUUAAGUGAGAAGGAAAAGGGGAAAGUAUCCCAGAUGCCAUUAAUGCCUCUUACCCAUAAAAGAACAGGAUGGCAGGAUGCCUGUAUGGCCCAAAGAGCCAGAGGUAGCAAAUUAUGGGCAGAAGAAUUGCAACCAAGUGCUGGAAAAGGAAAGGUCUGCGAUCAGCUGUGUCAUCCAGCUCUCUGGUAUUUGCUUCUAAUGGGCACAAUUCAUUUUGCAAAGCAUCAGGCACUGAAAAGAAGACGCCUGCUGCUGGAAGUUGAUCAGAAGUAACACCCACAACUGUAAGAUUGCAGAUCAAGGCUAGUUCCAGAAACAAUGCCCAUGAUGAAUGAGAGGAGAAGAGAGAUCCAAGCCCAACUUGGCCAGGCCCAGCCUAGCCCAGCUCGUCCCAGCCCAAGAAAGUGAGGAUUCAAUGAGAAGAAACUGCAAGAGAAGAGCCUGUACCACAUUAUUCCCCAUGAAGUGCACUCAGUGAACUUCACCCUAUUCUUUAACCAAGUUACAAAAAGAGGUCUUUAAUCCCAUCCUUUACUUCUUAAAAGCUACAGUAAGUUCAUUAAUCAGACCAAUAUUAUUUCAGAACACCUGUAGUUUUUCAACCUAGUUGUUUGUGUCUUUUGUCUGUAAGGAUGUUAACUUUUAUUAAUUAACAUUUAUAAUCAUAAAUGUAGACUACAUGAGAUAAAAUAUAUAGAAUAUAAAUAACUAUUAGUUAGUUGUAUUCAUGAACAUCUUUGAGAAACAUUGAGAUGAUUUCCCUAACAUAAGAGUCUGGGGAAAAUGAAACUCUCACAUCUAUCUUGAAGGCUUAGGUGCCACUGAGGUGUUGUUUUAGCUCUCCUACCACUCCUUCCACCCAAUCCCGGCUACUUAUUGGGAAUGUGACCUCCCCAUUGGCUCCCUCAGACCUUUAAACUGCCUGCUUUGUGACAUCAUUCUCCCACCAAACUACCACCACCUGGUAGAAUCUUGGGGUUUCCCUGGAGUUGUCAGUAAAUAAAUUUGGAUCAUCGCAAGUGACCAGUAACCAGUGACCUUCGUACUGGACACAUGCAGUCUUUGGUUUCAGCUGCUCCAAUACCCUCUAGUAUCGGCUCCUUGCCCCUUGUAUCUGCAGUGGAUGUUUCUUCUUCUCUAACCAUGUCCGAAAAUUUCCAAAAUCCAUCUUUACUUGGAACUCCAAACUCUCUGCAGCUGUCUCUCCCUGUGGUGAGCAAUACAGCUUCCCUAACAGGAAGUGUCUGCAGCUUCUCCAGAGUGUCUGCUCCAGCUGUCAGUUCGGCAUGGCUACUGCCAUCAGCUUCUGGUUGUUCUUUCCAGCCACUCAUGGGUAGUGCCUACCUCUACCAACAUUCCGGUACAACUACGUUGUCUGGAGUUACUGGGCAGAGCCAGAGCUCCACAUCAGCUGCUUCCUAUCCUGGUAUUUUUCGGUGGGAUGUCAUGGGAAGCACUAAAAAGAAGUCAUCUUUAGUCAGAGACCUCACUGUGACUAUCAUUAACCAGGACACAAGUGUUUCUUCCAUGUCUAUGGCAGCCCAGUAUGACAAAACUUCAGAGGCCAAUAACAUGGUUCCUCUGUAUCCAUCACUUUCUGCCAGCCUUGUUCAGGGAACACCAUCUCAGAUUCCAAAUCAGGGACACAGCCUAUCACUUCCCUAUCAGGAAGGAAGCCAGGUAUACUACUAUAAUCAAGGCACACUGGGGCCUCUACUGUCUGGAGAACUUGGCCCCUGUCUGCAAUCCUAUGGCUCUGUGUCCUACACGGGAAGUAGGGCCUCUGCCCCUCAACCAGAAAUGGUGAUGGUACUCAAGGAGGUUCAGCCCACAAAUGUUCUACCACCAGCCUCUGAUUCUGGAAUAUACUACUCUGUGUCAGCUCAACCCAUCACAGAAACAAGUUUUCAAGUGAUGGAGACCUCCCUCGGGAUGGAGACGUCCCUAGGAUUGCAACCUCCAAGUCAGGCAUUUUGUCUGCCACAAACUCCAGAAUUCCCCAAGUCCUGCAGUAGCAGAAAUAUCCAGAUGCUUGAAAGUAACCCACCACCUGAACUUGGAGACAUCUCUAUGAUAGCUCCAGUCCAAAGUUCUAGUAAUGUCCUGGUACUGCCUCCAGCUCCCAGCCAGAAACAAACAGAGAAUAAGAAUUUGGAUGAUAUUAAAACCAAGCUUUCAAAGCCUCUGGAUGCCUACCAGAUCCCGAUAGAAAACCAAGAUCCUCCACUACUUCCUUUAGAAAUUCCUGAUAUUCACCACCUCUUGGCCUCCAUUGACCCUCCUGGUCAGGAGGAACAGCCUGGUUCUGAAGACACCGAUCUGGGAAAAAAUGGCCCGAGUCUUGAGAACCAAGGGAUCCUUGAAAAUGGGAUUGAAUCUAGUGGUGGUUUUGCAGAUGUAGCUACACUGGUGAGGGACAUUCAUCUUCCCCAGCUCUUUAAUUCCUUGAAAGACCUUGAUAAAUCCAAAGGUGCCAAGGCGAUCAAAGCCAAAGAUACCAGAGUCAUCAAGUUGAACCAGGUGCAAGAAAAGUCAAGUGUCAUAAAGGCUCCCUCUGAUCAAGUCAGGAAGAACAAACAUAAAGCCACCGAGCCUAUCAAUGGUGCUCCCAAGGCCAAAAUCCAGGCAAAAAACUCAGAGUGCCUGUUAGGGGGAGAUGUGGUUAUUUGCGAUGCUGUAGACAGUGACAGGGCUCCAGUGAACACGGCCAAGCAUUCCAACAGCAAAUCUCAGAAAGCUGCAUCCAGCAGGACCAGUAAAGCUAAGAGCCAUGGGCAGGAAAAGACCAAAAGGACCAGAGAAAACAACCCCAAGAAAGCUGAAGAAAGUAAGCAGUCAGGGAACAAAAUCAAGGCAGAAGAGAAGCCAACCAUUCCCAAGAUGAAGCGGAAGAAAAAUCAACCCGAGCUUAGUCAAGAGACCUUUAAGAAGCCUCGAAGCUGUCUAGGCAUGCACAUGUUGGAGUCUGUGCAGGUUUUUCAUGCACUGGGGAAGAAGAGUGAUAAGAAAACUGGACUGUCUUCCUCCCGGGCCCUGGUAAGCUCCAGCAACCCAAAAGAUGCCCGGCCAUCCCCAGCUAUCAAACCAUGGCUUAAUACUACACGUGAAGGUAAAGGUCCUGAGAAAAAUCAAAUCAAAGCCCAGAAACCAGACAGGGGUGCUGACGAAGAGUGUUCAUCUCCAUCCCAGUAUGAGCUGCCACCCCCUGGGAAGGUCAAGUUGGUGCCUUUGCCUUUUCCAAUCUUCGAGAAGCCUCGACCUCGACCUGUUCCACGGAGGCCACAGUCUCUGGCCUCACAUCGUUCUGCUGCGGCUCACCCUGCCAGGCCUGGUUCUACCAGCUCAGCUCAACCUGCUGCAGCCAACCUAUCCCGGCCGACUCCUGCCUCCUUGACAGGUCCUGCCAGGCCUGCUCGGCCAAUUUCAACCAAUCCCACACGGCCAAUUUCAACCAAUCCCACACGACCAGGUUUGACCAACCCUAUCCGGCCUAGUGUCCCGCAAUCUGCUGUCUCUAGGCCUGCACCCUACAAAACAUCAUCUUCCACUUCUCUCCAGCGGGAGCCCAUUCCCACUGCUGUGACCAAGCUCCAGUCUCCACCCAAACCUCAAAACCAAUUUCUACUCGAAGACUUCAGCUUGCAACCAAUUCCAUGGAGGAAACCCAAUGUUCCUGAGCCAGUGAUGUCAAAGCCCAUCACAGAAGAGCAGAGGCCAGAGCGGGAGGCCAUGAAGAGGCAGGCGCAGCUAGAGCGCGAGAAUGCUGCCAAAUACACUUCUUUGGGGAAAAUGCAAUUUUUCAUUGAGAGGGAAAAAGAAAUGGAAAUUUCUCAAUACUAUGGCUAUGCAAUAUAAGGGCUACUAGGAGUGUUGGUACCCAGAGGGGUUUAUUCAUAUUAUAGAUAGAUAUAAAUUCAUAUU
Canis lupus familiaris (dog) is the source of this 3929-nucleotide messenger RNA. RefSeq names its product chromosome 17 C2orf78 homolog (gene C17H2orf78). The record is from RefSeq and is a predicted model, not a curated record. Bases 1062 to 3863 code for a protein of 933 amino acids. Lineage: Eukaryota; Metazoa; Chordata; Mammalia; Carnivora; Canidae. The transcript is spliced from 3 exons.